Oppiella nova is the source of this 1066-nucleotide messenger RNA. The record is from the annotation of a GenBank genome assembly. Lineage: Eukaryota; Metazoa; Arthropoda; Arachnida; Sarcoptiformes; Oppiidae.
AUGCCCAAAAAAGGUGUCCAGAGUUUGAUAUGCUGUGUUUGCGGUGAUAAGGCUAUCGCUUUUAAUUUUGGCGUUCAAUCGUGUGAAUCGUGUAAAGCAUUCUUUAGGAGAAAUGCGUUCAGAGAUCAUACAUUUAGCUGUUAUUUUGAUAACAAAUGUGAAGUCGAUGUCAUAAGGCGACGAUUCUGCCGCAAAUGCCGGUUAAGGAAAUGCUUUGAAGUCGGAAUGAAUACUGCAUACAUCUUUUCUGACGAACAAAAAAACAAACGAAAGGCUAUUGUCGAAGAAAAUCGGCGUAAAAGUAAAGUUAAUAAUGAGUUGAAUGCCAUUCACUCGUCCAACACAUCAUCGCAAACACAAUCGGAUUCAUCACUCAAUGAUACAAACAAUAUUGAGGAGUCAUAUGAUGAGGACUUUCCAAUGAUUCCUAUAGCUAACCAAAUCACUACUUAUGACAAGAAUUUAAAUCAAAUAGAAAUGAAUCGUUUGGCGGAACUGUUAAACGCGACCCAAAAAAUCAGAGAUCCGGUCAGCAAAGUAACAUCAGAGGCCACAGUAUAUCCAGAAGUACGACAAACUUUUGCUAUUAAAGGGGAACAGGAGAUCAAACGUUUUGCACUGAUGUGCAGACAUUUGAGUGCAUUCACCGGUAUCUGCGAUGAGGACAAGAUCUCCCUUUUGAAAGCCGGUUGCGUUGAGAUCGUACCGAUGCGGUCACUCAUUGCUUAUAAUAAUGAGCGUCAAUAUUGGGCUAUAGUUUUGGAUUCAAAUAAUACAACUAUAAUUACGUUGGAAUCGUUGAAAAAGUGUAACCAAAAUGUGUAUGAAAUCAAUAAGAAUUUCUUCACUAAAUUCGGUGGUGAAUGGGAUUUCGAUUCAAUCAUUUUAGACCUGCUGACUGCCGUGGCAUUGUUCACACCGGAUCGGCCCAAUAUUAUACACAAAAAUGUGGUUAAGCUUCAACAGCAAAUGUAUAUCCAUUUACUUCGACGAUAUUUAAGACUCAAAUAUAGCGAUACAUAAAUGAAUGCAAAGUUUGCGACAUUAAUGAAAUGUUUGAGAGAAU